Messenger RNA from Exserohilum turcica Et28A, 1237 nucleotides. RefSeq lists its product as uncharacterized. The transcript has 2 exons. Gene Ontology annotation, molecular function: phosphoprotein phosphatase activity. The record is from RefSeq and is a predicted model, not a curated record. NCBI's taxonomy places the organism in Eukaryota, Fungi, Ascomycota, Dothideomycetes, Pleosporales, Pleosporaceae. Gene Ontology annotation, biological process: dephosphorylation. The coding region runs from base 176 to 1189 and encodes 337 amino acids.
AUUCGCUCCUCUUCUCGCACUCGACAUCAUCUAUACGCUGUUAAAUACGUCUCCAUCAUAUUAGAGGGGCUGCUAUAUCCACAUCGCACAUUUAUAAGUACGGUGCAACGCCGAGCCAAGGCCAGAGAAGCACUUGGCAAGACAACUUUUCCAGCCCAGUUCUUAGGCCACAAACAUGACGACGGAAGAAAAUCCAUCUCUGCCCAGCCCGCCGUUCUAUGCAGUCGCCAAUAUUGACAACCUCCGCGACGCUGCAUUGUCCGUCAGGACAGCGUCUGGAGCGGGGAUACGGCCAAAGAUACUCUUUCGUAGCGCCGAAGUAUCCAAACUUGACUUUGAAGGCUGGAAGGCUGUGCGUGAGCUUGGCGUCGCGCACGUUUUCGAUCUUCGCUCCAAACCCGAAGUCGACAAAGGCUGGGCAGGCAUCGUGGGAAAGGACGCAGAUGGAAGUGGCGAUGUACGGCCUGGCUGGAUGCAGGCCAUGGAGCAGGCCGGAGUAAAGAGAACGUGGGCCCCUGUGUUUGAAGAGAGUGAUUACUCGCCGGAGCGGCUGGCGGAGAGGUACUCCCAGUACAUGGACGAAGCUGUGACUGGUUUCGUUGAGGCGUACAGAGACAUACUGCAAAACGGCGGUCCUGCCUUUGCGCAGAUACUCAAGUACCUAGCGAGCCUUCCGCCUCCUGGAAAGCAAAGCGAUCGAGGUCAAGAUAACGUGCUCGGCGCCCUGGUUCAUUGUACGGCGGGUAAGGACCGUACCGGCAUCUUCUUCGGCCUCCUUUUUGACUUCCUGGGGGUCCAGCGAGAUGAGAUUGCGAGCGAAUAUCAGCUCACCGAGCUGGGGCUACGUCACAUACGCGAACACGUCGUCGCACGGUUAACGCAGAGCCCCGGGUUCAAUAAAUACAUGCUCUCACAAGCUUACGGUACUUCAUGCUCGAUGGAUGAUAUUGCUGAAAGUAUCCGAAAUGACACCGAGACAAACACGCCAGUCGGUAUUUCGGCUGAUGCAUUGGACAAGGGAAGGCAAGCCGCGCUGCGUAUGAUAAGCGCAAAAAGGGAGAGUAUGCUAAAGAGCCUUGACAUGUUGGACGAGCAGUUUGGUGGUGCCGAACGAUACAUGAAGGAUAAGUGCCACCUGAGCGAUACAGAGCUCAACAACUUACGCACAAAUCUCCUUGUACAUGUGUAGCUCUCCUUAGUACAUAAAUAUACUAUGCAAGGGCUAUGAGCCAUAACG